Molecule: messenger RNA, 1095 nt
Organism: Colletotrichum abscissum
Lineage: Eukaryota; Fungi; Ascomycota; Sordariomycetes; Glomerellales; Glomerellaceae
Product: carboxy-cis,cis-muconate cyclase
Exons: 3
Coding region: 1-1095 (364 amino acids)
Molecular function (GO): 6-phosphogluconolactonase activity; protein binding
Source: RefSeq, a predicted model, not a curated record
AUGCCCGUCCACCACCUCAUGAUCGGGACCUGGACCCCGCCAGGCGCCAUCUUCACCGUCGCUUUUGACGACGAGAAGCUCAACCUCGAGCUCGUAAAGCGCACCGAGAUCCCUGAGGACCAGCCGAUAUCAUGGAUGACCUUCAGUCAUGACAAGAAGAACCUCUACGGCGCCGCCAUGAAGAAGUGGGCAAGCUUCGCAGUCAAGAGCCCCUCAGAAAUCGUCCACGAGGCCUCUCACGACAUGACCCACGACCCCAACGCCGCCCUCUCAACAACAAACACCCGCGCAAUCUUCCUCCUCGCGGCCCAAAAACCCCCCUACGCAGUCUACUGCAACCCCUUCUACAAGCACGCCUCCCACGGCAACAUCUUCUCCGUCUCCUCCUCGGGCGCCCUCGAGACAAACGUCCAAAACUACCCCUACGACCCCAACACGGGCAUCCACGGCAUGGUCUUCGACCCCACAGAAACCUACCUCUACUCCGCCGACCUCACCGCCAACAAGCUCUGGGUCCACAAGAAGACCUCCCCCGACGCCCCCGAACUCGAGCUCGUCGGCUCCGUCGACGCCCCGGACCCGGGCGACCACCCCCGCUGGGUCGCCAUCCACCCGACGGGCCGCUACCUCUACGCCCUCAUGGAGGCAGGCAACCGCCUCUGCGAGUACGUCGUCGACCCGGCCACCCGCCUCCCCGUCUACACCCACCGCUCCUUCCCCCUCAUCCCCCCGGGUAUCCCAGGUUCGACCACGAAAAUGUACCGCUCCGACGUCUGCACCCUCUCCCACAGCGGGAAGUACCUCUUCGCCACGGCCCGCUCAAACAGCUUCGACGUGACGGGCUACAUCGCCGCCUUCAAGCUCGACGACAGCGGCCACAUCGAGAGGCAGAUCUGCCUGAACCCCACGCCCACGAGCGGCGGGCACAGCAACGCCGUCAGCCCCUGCGACUGGAGCGACGAGUGGAUCGCCAUCACGGACGACCAGGAGGGCUGGAUCGAGAUCUACCGUUGGCAGGACGAGUUCCUGGGCCGUGUUGCGCGGUUGCGUAUCCCCGAGCCCGGGUUCGGAAUGAAUGCUAUUUGGUACGAUUGA